UAAAGGUCAGCUAUAGCUCUCGAUAUAUAGACUUUUUCACCUUAGUUGUAGAAUUCUUACAAAAGGGAUCGGAUGAACAAUCCAACUAGGAUUAAAAUGAGGUUUAUGAUCAAUUUAGCUUAUGACAGAGGUUGACACCAAACCAAAAAAGGCUAAUCAUUUUCUUUUAUUGUUUUCCUCCUCUCUUCAUGUUUUAUUGAUCAGAAGCAUCCAAUAGUGCCACACCAGUAAAAAGAGUGUUGCUGCUAAGCUAAGUUGUUGCUGGGAACUCGGUAGCUUUUAGUGUGCAAAGAAUUUUUGGAUUAGUUGUUUGUUUAUAGAGCGAAUGAAUAAUAGCCAAAUGGGAAAGGAAGAGACGAAAUCUAGCUCUUCUAAUUUACUAAAGAAGUUGGAGAAAUAUCUAUCAAUGAAGAAAGUAAGUGGAGCAAUUUUGUCCAAGAGCAAAUCAUGGCAUGGAAGAAACAGCACAAUAGCUCCAGAAGGGUGCUUUUGGGUUUAUGUUGGGCCAGAGAAAGAGAGGUUUGUCAUAAAGACAAAGUAUGCAAGUCAUCCAUUGUUCAAGAUGUUGCUUGAAGAUGCUCAAAAGGAGUAUGGUUAUAGUUAUAGCCAAGGCCCAAUUUUGUUACCUUGUGAUGUUGAUCUCUUCUACAACGUGUUGGCUGAAAUGGGCAGUAGCAAAGAGAUUGAUGAUUCAAUUUGUGGAUCAUGCAGUACCUUAUUUAGUCCUGGUAGGCGUUUGGGUAAUAGCCAAAUGGCUAGAGGUUAUGGUUCUUUUAGGGUUCUUACCCCACCGCCAAGAUUGUUCAAGCGCCUCAACUCUUUCAAUAGUGGGUAACAAGUAUGUCAAUAGAGGCACCCAAAAAGGUCUUGAUUGUCAAUGAACGAAGCGGGUGAAAAUUAUAUAGUAUAAGAUAUCAUGGUUCAAAUCUCAGCAAGACAAAAAAAUAGCUGUGGUGCAUGCAAGCUAACUGGAACACCAUUAUUACAAAAAAAAAGUAUGUCAAUCGCAACAUUUACUUAAUUAGAAGCCUUUUUUUUUAUUGGUUUUUAUGUUUCUCUUAAAGGAAUGUGGAGUUUGUAAACUGCACUUAUAUAUGUGUGUGAGAUCCACCCCAGGUGCAAAUAUACACCAAAGGAGUGGAUCUAUGUG
Molecule: messenger RNA, 1150 nt
Organism: Lycium barbarum (goji berry)
Lineage: Eukaryota; Viridiplantae; Streptophyta; Magnoliopsida; Solanales; Solanaceae
Product: auxin-responsive protein SAUR29-like
Exons: 1
Coding region: 326-835 (169 amino acids)
Biological process (GO): response to auxin
Source: RefSeq, a predicted model, not a curated record